AUGUCCCCGACCGUGGGCCGGUUCUUGUGCCUGAUGGGGGCCGCCUGCCUGGGGCUGCCGCCGUCGCCGUCGCCGCUGCGCGCGCAGGUAGUGGCUGACGACACCUACUUAAACGAGGUGCAGAACUCAGUGCCUCUGUCCUGCUCCGAGGGUUUCACCGAGUUGGGUUACUACAACGGCACCGUGUCCCAGACGGACUCGGGCGCCCCCUGCCUCAAGUGGACCGAGUUCCCCGACUACGUGGUGCAGUACCCGGGCCGCGGGCUGGGCGAGCACAGCUACUGCCGGAACCCGGACCGCGAGUCCAACCCCUGGUGCUUCUUUCGGCAGAACUCGGGCGCCGUCGGCUGGGCCUACUGCGACUGCCAUCAGGGCGCCGCCCGGCUGGUCGGCGGCUCGUCGCCCCACGGCGGGCGGGUUGAAGUGUACCUGAACGGCCAGUGGGGGGCGGUGUGCGACUCGCACUGGACCGACCGCGACGCCAGCGUUGUCUGCAGGCAGUUGGGCUUGAGCGACAUCGGCGCGGCGUCCCGCCACUCCCAGCUCGCCUCGGGUUCCGGCCUCUUCCACUUUGAGCGUCUGGGUUGCCGCGGCGACGAGAGCAGCGUGAGCGCCUGCAGGAGCAAGACAUUUGUCACCGGGGACUGUAACCAUGGAAACGAGGCCGCUGCCUUGUGCGCGCCGCCUGAAGGCGGCGGGACGCCCCUCCGACUGGUCGGCGGUGAGGAAGACUUUGAGGGCCGCUUGGAGGUGUUCCACGCCGGGAGGUGGGGCUCCGUGUGCGACGACCAAUGGGACGACAGAGACGCGGAAGUGGUGUGCAGACAACUGGGCUUCAGCGGUGUGGCCAAGGCGUGGUCGUGGGCUCACUUUGGUCAGGGAUCCGGUCCAAUCCUGCUGGACGCCGUCAAGUGCACGGGGAACGAAUUGUUCCUGGAUCAGUGCGCGCACGGACCCUGGGAGCAGCACAACUGCGACCACAUGGAGGACGCCGGAGUCUCCUGCAGCCCUCACACAGACGGGGUGGUCCGCCUGGUGGGGGGCGACAGUCCCUGGGAGGGCCGGGUGGAGGUCCUCCACAACGGCGACUGGGGGACCGUGUGUGACGACCACUGGACGGAGCGACACGCCCGCGUGGUCUGUGGACAGCUGGGAUACAGGGGUCACGCAGAGGUCGUGUCGGACGGGAAGUUCGGCGAGGGCGCCGGGCUGAUCCUGCUGGACGACGUCCGCUGCGACGGCUCUGAGGCGUCUCUGCUGGACUGCCGGCGCGGCGUCUGGGGCCGCAGCGACUGCUCCCACGCAGAGGACGCGGCCGUGCGCUGCCGGGCGAAGGCCGAAGACCGGACCAACGACGUGCCGGUCGUCGCGCCGGCCACAGGUCCGUUGCUGCGUCUCGCCGGGGGCGGCAGCAGGACGGAGGGGCGCGUGGAGGUCUAUCUCCACGGCGACUGGGGGACUAUCUGCGACUCGGGGUGGAACGACCUCAACGCCGCCGUCGUGUGCAGCCAGCUGGGACACAGGGGGAGAGCGCUGGCCGCCGGGGGCUUCACUCAGGGUAAAGGACCGGUCCACCUGGACCAAGUUCGGUGCACGGGCAAGGAGGAUUUCCUGGGCGAGUGUCCCUCGCUUGGCCUCAACGUCCUGGGCUGCAGGCGGGGCCGGCCCGCAGGGGUCAAGUGUGACGCCUCUGCCGCCCCGACGCGCGAGCCGCCGGUAGGAGUCAGCCACCAAGAGGCCGGCUGCGGCGUGAGGAAGUUUCACGAUGACGGCGGCGAGGGAGGAGAGAACACGCUCAGGACGGCGUGGCCUUGGCAGGCCUCCGUGUGGCUUCAGUCCCAAAGCGAAGACGGGGGCCCCCUCUGCAGCGCGACUCUCAUCGGCUCCUGCUGGGCGCUCACGUCCGCCACCUGUUUCGCCAGGUUCGGAACGGAGCCGUCCAAGUACGUGGUGCGGCUGGGGGUUUCCGAGCGGACCUUGAACCUGGAGCGGGUGGUGGUCCACAAGAAGUUCAAAGGUCAGAGCGGCGGUCACGACCUGGCCCUGCUCAAGCUGCCCGGCGCCCAGAAGGGAGGCUGUUUCACCUUUGACCCACACGUCAACGCCGCCUGCCUGCCCGACGACGACCUCAGCAGCAUGCCGGCGGCCUGUGUCGUCAUGGUGACGACGCGGUGGGGCACACCAGACUCUCUCCUGGCGUCGUGGGUUCCCAUCAUGUCGUCAUGGCAAUGCAAGAAGCGCCACGGCGACAGCUUCUCCAGCCACGGCACCGUGUGCGCCGGCAGCCCCCCGGACACCAGCCUGCUCCACGGCGGUGGUGGCGACGGUUGCCGUGGCAACUCCGGAGGCGGCCUGCUGUGCCAGAGCGCGGCGGGCCGCUGGGUACUGGCGGGGGUGGUCGCCGGGGGCUACGGCUGCGCGGAACCCUCCUCGCCGGCGCUGUACACGCGGGUCAGCAGAUUCCGCGAAUGGAUCGACAAAGUCACCCGGGCCGACUCACAAAAUGGCCGACGAGGGGAGGAAACGAACGAGAUCGGAGGAGGAGCGCACACGAAACACACGCAUCACCCGCAGGCGGCGGCUUGAUCGUGGCCUCACUGGCUUACCAAAUGUGCCACGGGACCACCAGAGAAAAACUCUUGACGAUCGGUGGACGCCUUUGCUUCCCAACGAGACGCCAAAACUAAGACGGCCAAUCAGCACGUGCGUUCACAUCCUAAAUUCAAUCGGCGAGGGUACGCGAUUAAGAUAUCGAUUAGCAUUGGCGCUGACUGCUAAGUAAUGUACAACUGAUAAAAAAAUGCAACGACAAAAAAAAAAAAAAGGGCUUUUCUUUGCAGGCUCACACUGGAUGACGGAGUGACUUCACUCUGGACCGUACCAUUGUUUCUACUCCAUAAAAUGUCAUCCAUUCAUUUUCUAUGGCGCUUAUCCUCAUUUUGUUUAUAGGUGCACCCUCUCCCGAUUGAUUUGUUGGGCGAGAGCCGGGUACACCCUGGACUGCUUUUUAGAUUUGCCAAGUCAAUCUUCAGACUUAAACCCCACCUGAUAAAAGAGGAAAAAAACUCAGGAUAAGUGGUACAGAAAAUAGGGUUGGUUGUCUACGUGCCCUGUGACCGGCUGGCGACCAGUCCGGGUUGUAACCCACCUCCUGCUGUGGAAGGCUCCAGCUCACUCGUCACCCUAGUGAAAAAAAAGAACGCUAUAGAAAUUGGAUUGGUGGAUUUCAGUCCGAUACCUUUGCCUCCACUAAGCAGGAGGGAAUCUGGGACAGAAUCCAAGCCGCUCAUCAUCACAAGGGUUGCGGGAUAGCCGGAGCCUAUCCCAGCUAGCUUCAGGCGAAAGGCCGACUACACCCUGAACUGGUCGCCAGUCACUCGCAGGACAGAUAUCGACACCAUCACCGAGCGGGAAUCGAUCUCGCACGCUGCCCGCACCCAAGGCAGGCGUGUGUACCACGACACCAUCAGUGACUAGGACAGAAUCAUUCAUGAGUAUUUUAAGAAGAAUGAAUAAUAAAAACAAUGGUACGGUCCUUAAAUGUACAGAAGCAGAGUAAAAGCCAUUGUAGGUUCUGAUUCUGAUGGUGCAGAUAAAGUAGAGCUAGAACAAGUGUGUACGUACAACAGUAAGUGGCGUGUAAAUAUUUCAAAUGCAAUAUUGCUUCUGACCACGAGACGGCGUUAUCUCCCCGUUUUGUCUUUUUGUUUUGUGUGUCGAUCCAGUGUGCAGUAAUUUUUU
Syngnathoides biaculeatus (alligator pipefish) is the source of this 3741-nucleotide messenger RNA. Its product is annotated as neurotrypsin. The record is from RefSeq and is a predicted model, not a curated record. Gene Ontology annotation, molecular function: serine-type endopeptidase activity. The transcript has 14 exons. Lineage: Eukaryota; Metazoa; Chordata; Actinopteri; Syngnathiformes; Syngnathidae. The coding region runs from base 1 to 2586 and encodes 861 amino acids. Gene Ontology annotation, cellular component: membrane. Gene Ontology annotation, biological process: proteolysis.